Sitophilus oryzae (rice weevil) is the source of this 3143-nucleotide messenger RNA. RefSeq names its product cullin-1-like. Gene Ontology annotation, molecular function: ubiquitin protein ligase binding. Lineage: Eukaryota; Metazoa; Arthropoda; Insecta; Coleoptera; Curculionidae. Gene Ontology annotation, biological process: SCF-dependent proteasomal ubiquitin-dependent protein catabolic process; protein ubiquitination. The transcript is spliced from 19 exons. The record is from RefSeq and is a predicted model, not a curated record. The coding region runs from base 233 to 2566 and encodes 777 amino acids. Gene Ontology annotation, cellular component: SCF ubiquitin ligase complex.
UCGACUGCUCGGGAACGAUUGGCAACGCUGUAGCAGCCGCUGCUGCUGACUUCAGUAAAGUCAUCCUGUCAAUUUUUCGUGCUCCAAAAAUAGAGGAAUAAAUAAAAUUCGUUUAAUUUUUCCGUAAUUUUUUGUAAAUUAAGAGUUUUUAGACUUCUUUGGUUCCUGUAAAUAGCGUGUAAAUUUUUGUUAUGUUAUAAAAAGACUGAUUAAAACCACACACAUCGGGGCAAUGUCGAAUAAGAAUUCUAUAAACUCAAUAAAUAACACGGGCUUGAAAACAGUUAUUGAUUUAGACCAAAUAUGGGGAGACUUAAAUUUAGGUAUAAGGCAAGUGUACAAUCGAGAGAACAUGUCUAAGAAAAGAUAUAUGGAGCUCUACACACAUGUUUAUAACUAUUGUACAUCAGUUCAUCAACAACAAAACAAUGGUAGAGGCGCAGCAAAUUCGUCCACAAAGAACAAAAAGAAUACUGUUGGUGGAGGUGCUCAACUUGUAGGCAUGGAAUUAUACAAAAGACUUAAGGAAUUUUUAAAAAAUUACCUAAUAAAAUUAUUAGAUGAUGGCAUACAUAGAAUGGAUGAAGACGUUUUAAAGUUUUAUACAGUGCAAUGGGAAGACUACCAGUUUUGUAGCAAGGUGCUUGAUGGUGUUUGUGCUUAUUUAAAUCGACACUGGGUUAAAAGGGAAUGCGAAGAAGGUAGGAAGUAUGUAUAUGAAAUCUAUCAGCUUGCUUUGGUGACAUGGCGUGAUCAUCUGUUUAAACAACUUAAUAAGGCUGUAACUAAUGCUGUUUUAAAGUUAAUAGAAAAAGAACGCCACGGAGAAACAAUUAACACCCGUCUAGUAUCAGGUGUAAUAAAUUGUUAUGUGGAAUUAGGACUGAAUGAAGAGGAACCAGGGGCUAAAGGUCCUAACUUAAGUGUAUACAAAGAGAGCUUCGAAAAUGUCUUCUUGGAGGACACAGAAAGGUUUUAUACCAGGGAAAGUAAUGCAUUUUUGGCUGAAAACCCUGUUACAGAAUACAUGAAAAGGGCCGAACAAAGACUUCAAGAAGAGCAGAAAAGGGUUCAGAUAUACCUUCAUGAGACUACUAGUGAACGUUUAGCUAAAACAUGUGAAAGAGUUCUUAUUCAGAAGCAUUUGGAACUGCUUCAUUCAGAAUUUAAGCAGCUUCUGGAUGCUGACAAAGAUGACGAUCUUGGUAGAAUGUAUAGUUUGGUAGCGAGAAUUCCUGACGGUUUAGGUGAGCUUAGAGGCUUAUUAGAACAGCACAUUGCUGCUCAAGGUUUGGCUGCUAUAGAAAAAUGUGGUGAAAGUGCUCAUAAUGACCCUAAAGUAUAUGUAAAUACCAUCCUAGAGGUGCACAAAAAAUAUAACGCUUUAGUAUUAGUGGCUUUUGGCAAUGACAGUGGUUUUGUCGCUGCUUUAGACAAGGCCUGUGGAAGGUUUAUUAAUACAAACGCAGUAACAAAAUCAGCUAAUUCUUCGAGCAGGUCCCCAGAAUUAUUAGCUAAAUACUGUGAUUUGUUGUUGAAGAAAAGCAAUAAAAAUGCUGAAGAGGCUGAACUAGAAGACACUCUUAACCAAGUUAUGGUAGUUUUUAAAUACAUAGAAGACAAGGAUGUGUUCCAAAAGUUCUAUAGCAAGAUGUUGGCAAAAAGACUUGUGCAGCAUAUGUCAGCCAGCGACGAUGCAGAAGCCUCUAUGAUCUCAAAAUUGAAGCAGGCCUGUGGCUUCGAAUAUACUUCCAAACUGCAAAGAAUGUUCCAAGAUAUAGGGGUUUCAAAGGAUCUUAACGAACAGUUCAGAAACCAUAUGGCUAACUCAAACGAGACACUAGGUAUAGAUUUUAGUAUCCAGGUGUUAUCCUCAGGAUCUUGGCCUUUUCAACAAGGUGUUACUUUUGGAUUGCCAUCUGAGCUUGAAAGAAGUGUGAGUAGGUUUACAAAUUUUUAUGCCAGUCAGCAUUCUGGUAGAAAGCUCAACUGGAUGUAUAACAUGUCUAAAGGAGAACUGAACACAAAUGCUUUUAAAAAUAGGUAUACACUGCAAGCAAGCACUUUUCAAAUGGCUGUUUUACUACAGUUCAACGUAUCAGAUACUUGGACUGUGGCACAAUUAGAGGAGAACACUCAGAUCAAACAAGAUUUUCUUAUACAGGUUAUUCAAAUUUUACUCAAGGCAAAAUUAGUGGUUUGCGAUGAAGACGAGAACGACAUUACAGGGAAUUCCACUGUAUCUGUCAAUUUAGGAUUCAAAAAUAAAAAACUGCGCGUCAACAUUAACAUACCCAUGAAAACCGAACUGAAAAUGGAACAGGAAACCACACAUAAGCACAUUGAAGAAGACAGAAAACUAUUAAUUCAAGCAGCUAUAGUUAGAAUAAUGAAAAUGAGAAAGGUACAUCAGCAUCAACAGCUUGUAGCUGAAGUGCUUAACCAAUUAUCAUCCAGAUUUAAGCCAAGGGUUCAGACUAUUAAGAAAUGCAUAGACAUACUUAUUGAAAAGGAGUAUUUGGAGAGAACCGAAGGCCAGAAAGACGAAUACAAGUAUUUGGCAUGAUAGGGCUCAUUUUUCACAAUAUGUUAAUUUAUUAUCUGACUUUGUAUCCGUAACGUUUGUUUUUUUACAUUUAUUGUUAUUACUGCACUAUUUCUCAGUUAUAAAUUGGAUUGUGUCGAUUGAAAUUUUUAUCAUUGUCGAGAUACUCGAAAAUUUGAGAUUCCUUUUGUAAAAAAAGAAUCUCGCUCAAAAAAUAUGUGCAUGCUGAGAGUUGAGUGAUAUAAACAUGUAUGUAUAACUGUGUAAAUAAUUAGGGUUGUAUUGAAUUUAAAUAUUGAAUAAAAUCGCUAAGUUAUAAGUCGAAUAUACUUAUAUAUUGGUGGAAAUUUUGAGUGCUUGUCAUAUCUAAAGAUCUCUCGUAUAUCAAGAUCAUUCACCUAACUUCAAACUACAAUUAUUUUCAAUUUUUAUUCACAGAUUAUUUUUACCUAGUCAAGUCGUUUUAUAUUUUAUUGAAAUUUUUUUGUCAAUGUAUUUUUAAUUUUUUAUCAGAUUUUUAUUCUUAUAAAAAUACAAAAUCAUGGAUAAUUUUGUUGAUACAUUCUUAUAUUUUAUCUUGCAUUUUAUGUCUUUUAUU